AUGGACAGAAAAACAGCGAACUUCGUCCAUUCACAGGCUGUUAUUCGAGACUACAUAUCACAACCGCGAAUCACUUAUAAGACUGUUUCUGGUGUAAAUGGUCCUCUAGUCAUAUUAGAUAAUGUGAAGUUUCCUAAAUUCGAUGAGAUUGUUAGGCUAACUCUUGCUGAUGGUAGUCAACGAACUGGACAAGUUUUAGAAGUUAGUGGUAAAAGAGCUAUCGUUCAAGUAUUCGAAGGAACCAGUGGUAUCGAUGCAAAGAAUACUACUUGUGAAUUCACCGGAGAUAUUCUUCGAACUCCCGUGUCUGAAGAUAUGCUGGGUCGAGUAUUCAAUGGUUCUGGAAAACCAAAGGAUAAAGGUCCAGCAAUUCUUGCAGAAGACUACUUAGAUAUUCAAGGUCAACCAAUUAACCCAUGGUCGCGUAUUUAUCCGAGGAAAUGA
Molecule: messenger RNA, 444 nt
Organism: Trichobilharzia regenti
Lineage: Eukaryota; Metazoa; Platyhelminthes; Trematoda; Strigeidida; Schistosomatidae
Source: the annotation of a GenBank genome assembly